Molecule: messenger RNA, 5634 nt
Organism: Salmo salar (Atlantic salmon)
Lineage: Eukaryota; Metazoa; Chordata; Actinopteri; Salmoniformes; Salmonidae
Gene: nsmaf
Product: neutral sphingomyelinase (N-SMase) activation associated factor
Molecular function (GO): protein binding
Source: RefSeq, a predicted model, not a curated record
GUCAGCGAUCUUCAGGUCGGAAGGUCGGAGCUCUCCAGUUCCCACGUUGGAAUUCCGAGUUGGAUGACCGUUCGCAUUGAUUUUUCCCAGUCGAAGCUCGUUUUUUUCGAGGUCCCAGUUGUUUUGAACUCACUGAAAUCGGAAUUCGGAGAUUUCCGAGUUCCCAGUUGUGUUGAACGCGGCAUUAGCUACAACAACAUCUCACAUAUGCAAUGGUUGGUGUGCAGUGAUGGCUUUUAUAAAGAGGAAAGAACGAUCGAAAGAAAGGUUUUCUCUCCUGUUGCUGGACCUGGAAGAGUAUUACUUUGAACAGCACACAGUGUAUCAUGUGACAACCAGUUCAGCCAAAAAAAGAAAGAUCAGAGGGUCACUCAAAGUAUGCUCCAAAUCCAUCAUAUUUGAACCUGAGGACCAUGUGGAGCCCAUUUUAAAGAUUCCUCUCAGAGAUUGCAAAAAGAUUGAAGCGGUUGAAGAAAAGGACCAGAAUCCUUUCAAUGAGAGCAAACCAGCUGGCCUCACCAUUUUAUGCAAACAGGUUUACCUUAUCAAAGAGAACAAUGUCGUGGCACCUUACAGAGUUGAAAGGGGAGACAGUACAUUUCUCUUCCAUCUGGAAGUUUCCAGUAAAACGGAGGAUGUUGUCCAAACAUUACUUCAGCUGCAUAGGGCCUCUUGUCUGGACAAGCUUGGAGACCAGACUGCAAUGAUUGCUGCUAAUUUACAAUCCAGAUUGGCAAGAACUUCAUUUGACAAGAACAGCUUUCAGAAUGUUUCAGAAAUACCACACAUGGAAUGCGAGGCGGAGAUGGUCACUCCAUUGGUUACAAACCCUGGUCACGUGUGUAUAACUGACCAAAGCCUCUACUUCCAACCACUCAAUGGCUAUCCUGAACAGGUAGUCCGAAUCGAGCUCCAUCGAGUGAAACAAAUCUAUAAGAGAAGGCAUGGACUCAGGCCAUUGGGGCUGGAGGUGUUCUGUACCGAAAACGACUUCUGCUCGGACAUCUAUCUGAAGUUUUACAAGACCAGCGACAGAAAUGACCUCUACUACUACAUCGCCACGUUUCUGGAGAACCACAUGGUGGAACACACAGCGGAGAGUUACAUGCUGCAGUGGCAGCGGGGUCAUCUCAGUAACUACCAGUACCUUCUGCACCUCAACAACCUGGCUGACCGCAGCGGCAAUGAUCUGUCUCAGUACCCCGUUUUCCCCUGGAUCAUCGCUGACUACAGCAGCACAGAGCUGGAUAUGAUGAACCCCGCAACAUUCCGUGACCUGAGCAAGCCUGUGGGAGCGCUGAAUAAAGAGAGACUAGAGAGAUUGUUGUCCCGGUACAGAGACAUGCCUGAUCCUUGUUUCAUGUACGGCAGUCAUUACUCCUCUCCAGGCUAUGUGCUUUUCUACUUAGUCAGAGUUGCCCCAGAACACAUGCUGUGUCUUCAAAAUGGCCGCUAUGACAAUGCAGACCGCAUGUUCAAUAGCAUUGGAGAAACGUGGAAAAAUUGCUUAGAGGGUGCAACUGACUUCAAAGAGUUGAUCCCAGACUUCUAUGGGAAUGACCCCAGCUUUCUGCUAAACUGCCUUAGUCUGGAUUUGGGGAAGAGGCAAGGUGGAAGCUCUGUUCAAGAUGUAGUUCUUCCCCCAUGGGCUGCAGACGCCAGUGAUUUUCUUCAGAAGAGUCAGAAAGCGCUGGAGAGUCAGUACGUGUCAGAACACCUGCACGAGUGGAUCGACCUGGUGUUUGGCUUCAAGCAAAAAGGAAGUGAAGCCGUGGCAGCCCACAAUGUGUUCCAUCCAUUGACAUAUGAGGGCGGCAUCGACUGUGAUAGUAUAGAGGACCCCAAUGAGAAGAUUGCUAUGAUGAUUCAGAUCCUGGAGUUUGGGCAAACCCCGACGCAACUGUUCACCACCCCACACCCACAGAGGAUAACACCCAGAUUCCAGAGCAUAUCGCGAACACCCAGUGUAAACACACCCCUCAACGAGCUCUCUCCAGCAUCCACCAGUGAGGACUCCUCCUUUGAAGACCUAACCGAAGAGACUAGGAGACUGGCUUGGAACAACAUAGCUAAACUCAAGUUGAUGUCCACCCACAAAAUCCAUAAAGAGGCUGUGACAGGCAUCGCAGUGACUCGGACCGCGUCAUCUGUCUUCACAACAUCACAAGACUCGACACUGAAGAUGUUCUCCAGAGAGUCCAAUGGAUUGCAGAGAAGCAUGUCCUUCUCCAACAUGGCAUUAUCAUCGUGCUUGAUGCUACCAGAGGAUAAGGCCGUAGUCUGCUCCUCGUGGGACAAUAAUGUGUAUUUCUACUCGAUACCAUUUGGCAGGCGUCAGGACACGUUGAUGGGCCAUGAUGAUGCCAUCAGUAAGAUGUGCUGGAAAGACAACCAGCUUUACACUGCAUCCUGGGACUCUACAGUCAAGGUUUGGCAAUGUGACUCUGCCGAUAUCGCGAAUAAUAAGAGAUGCCAAUUCGAGUUGCUGGCAGAGUUUGAACACGAAGCGGGGGUGAACACUAUUAACCUAAACCCAGCAGGUACUUUGUUGGUGUCAGGGACUAAGGAUGGAACCGCCACCAUUUGGGAUACCAGUAGCUCAGUGCAACUCCAUCAAGUCCACUGCCACUCCGGAAAGAUCCACGAUAUGGCCUUUAGUCCUGACAGCAGACACGUCUUGAGUGUAGGAGAGGACUCGUGUCUGAAGGUAAUCGACGUCCAGACAGGCAUGAUGAUCUCGUCUGUGCAAGCUGAUGAGGAGCAGCGGUGUUUCUGCUGGGAUGGGAACACGGUCCUGUCUGGCGGUCAGUCCGGACACCUCCAGGUCCUGGACCUGCUAAGCAACAAAGUGACCACCAGGAUCCCUGGACAUUCAGGUGCAGUCACAGCGAUGUGGAUGAACGAGCAGUGUAGCACGGUGAUCACAGGUGGCGAAGACAAGCAGAUCAUCUUCUGGAAACUUGACUGUUGACCACGGUGCUAGAUUGUACAUACACGUACAGAGGGACUGAGGUGAAGUCCAAGAGGGACACUCACAAUGAGACAUCUUUUAUACUGUCUGGCUCCAACCAAAGAGGCUUUCAUCGUCGGUCAAGGUAACUACUUAGGCUGGCUAGCCUGCUGGCUGGCUCACCCAGAGAUGGUAACGCAUUAUCAUUGCACAUAUGACUUUACAAAUAUACUGGUCCAGUUACCAGGGUCAACAAUCAUACUCCUGUCUGGAGUUCUCAAACAAAAUCUAAUUGUGAACGAUAUAACCAUCCUCAACCAUGUUAGCGUAACAUAUUAACCAUUCUCAAUCAUGUUAGAGUAACACAUUGGCCAUCCUCAACCAUGUUAGCGUAACAUAUUAACCGUUCUCAAUCAUGUUAGAGUAACAUAUUAACCAUUCUCAACCAUGUUAGCGUAACAUAUUGGCCAUCCUCAACCAUGUUAGCGUAACAACUUGGCCAUCCUCAACCAUGUUAGCGUAACAACUUGGCCAUCCUCAACCAUGUUAGCGUAACAUAUUAACCAUUCUCAACCAUGUUAGCGUAACAUAUUAACCAUCCUCAACCAUGUUAGCGUAACAUAUUGGCCAUCCUCAACCAUGUUAGCGUAACAUAUUAACCAUUCUCAACCAUGUUAGCGUAACAACUUGGCCAUCCUCAACCAUGUUAGCGUAACAUAUUGGCCAUGCUCAACCAUGUUAGCGUAACAACUUGGCCAUGCUCAACCAUGUUAGCGUAACAACUUGGCCAUCCUCAACCAUGUUAGCGUAACAACUUGGCCAUCCUCAACCAUGUUAGCGUAACAUAUUGGCCAUCCUCAACCAUGUUAACGUAACAUAUUAACCAUUCUCAAUCAUGUUAACGUAACAUAUUAACCAUUCUCAAUCAUGUUAGUGUAACAUAUUGGCCAUCCUCAACCAUGUUAGUGUAACAUAUUGGCCAUCCUCAACCAUGUUAGCGUAACAACUUGGCCAUCCUCAACCAUGUUAGCGUAACAACUUGGCCAUCCUCAACCAUGUUAGCGUAACAACUUGGCCAUCCUCAACCAUGUUAGCGUAACAACUUGGCCAUCCUCAACCAUGUUAGCGUAACAACUUGGCCAUCCUCAACCAUGUUAGCGUAACAACUUGGCCAUCCUCAACCAUGUUAGCGUAACAACUUGGCCAUCCUCAACCAUGUUAGCCAAUAGAAAUGUCAAUUUGAACCCAGUGAGGUUGCUAUGGCGCUGAUUAGAUUCUGCACAUGCUCUCUUGCAGCAUUCCCAUGCUAAUUUUGCACUUCAAUGCUUUUGCCAGACAGUGAGUCAACCCAGGUUUCUUUAGAUUUUUUUUUUUUUUUUACAUUAUCUUACUGUACAGCAUAUUUUGCUUUUCUGUCUAUUGUUUAAGCGUUCAUUCAGUUGUCAUAGUGCCUUAGUGACUGACCAUUUAAUCAUGAUAUAAUUGACCGCAUAGUGGUCGGAAUAAACCUCCUGGCACAAAACAAACUGUAUAGCAAGCAGUGUUUCAGAAAUACCUGCAGUAGAGAUUAUCAUGACAAUAAAUAAAUGUAGAAUGUAACACACUUUGAGCACCUGGAAAAGCUCUAUAUAAAUCCACUCCGUUCAUAGUAUUAUUAAAUACACACGUGCUACAUAAAAAUAUAUUCAUUUGAUUUAUUUUCCCCACAAUUUUCAUUAGAGAGCAACAGUAAUUCAUUGCUAAUGCAUGGAAAAUGUCCAAGAGUUAUUGUAGAUAAAAAAUAAAAAAAAGGAAUAUAUUAAUACACCUAACUGUUGAACUUACACUGAGGCAUAAUUCAAAAUAAUAUUUAUAAGCGCUUUGGCCCAACUGUAUUUGGGGAACUGCUUUACUGAGACUGAGUAGACUCAGGAACUCUCACCCAUGCAAAGAGUGCAUUUCUUUCAAGUUUGUCAACCUUGUUAUAGCAAGAUAAAUAUGUGUGUUACUGAAGCGUUGUGCUAUGGCAUAGACUGCCAAUGCACUGUGUAACUGACCAUAUACCACACUGUACAUCCAUUUUAAUAGAGAUGACCCAUCUUGUUUUAUUACUUUAGAUUUUAUUUACAUUAUGUGGAGCUUAAACCUGUAUUAACAAGGUAGUUACAUAGCCAAGUACUGUAGAAUGUAAUUGCAGUAUUGGAACAUAGUACUUAAAACUAUGAUACAUGUUUGCCAUUUGUGUAAAAUAACACAUUUAGACUUUUUUUAUAUGCAUCGGAUUUGUGAGGGGGAAACCUCCAAUUUAGAUGUGGUUUGACCUCCCCUUUUCCGAGAAAUAUUGCUUUCGAUUGCACAGUUGUCUCCACUGUGAUCAGUUUAUUUGCGAGUCCUUGUAAUCCUUAAACAGGUGUAAGUAAUAUGUAACAAAAUGUAUUCAGACUCUAGUACCACUACUAGCACCGUAAGUAAAAGCUGCCAGCAGCAUUUGGCCUAAUGGGAAGUAGCUAAAAACGAAGCAGUGCCCUCCUAGUGACGUAAGUGAAUGUAUUUGAGUGAGGUUGCUGAGAAAAACUAUGCUGUAAAUCGGGAUGUCUACUAUCUUUCAUGCCUCAGGGCUAACAGUGUUAUGUUGCUGCAGUAUGACCUCCCAGCUUUUGUGUACUGUACAGAUCCUGCUCAAUAAAAUAUUGCACAUCUGUGAA